AUGUCUCAGAGCACAUCCCCUCUAGAAAAAGACGAACAAAAUGAGGAUCCUUCCAAUACUACAAUCCAAUCUAACAAAAUUAUAGAUACUCUAAGCUUGGAACAUAACACCGAAACCUCCACGACGAUUCUACUUGAGAAGAAUAAUGAGAACAAUAAUGAGAACAAUAAUGAGAUCAAUGAAUCUAUAUCCAACAGUAAAAAACAAGAGAGCCAACAAAUUCAACUCCAUCUCGAAAAGAGAAAGGAACAUAUUGGAAAUGAAGAAAAUGGAGAAAAUGGAAAGUUAAACUCGAGGAAAGAAGCAAAUUUAGAAGAAACAACAAAAAGAGAAGAGAAGGAGAAAAUGGAAUCGAAAAAGGAGAAAGAAAAGAAAGAAAAAAGUGGAAAACCUCCGAAGAAAAAGGUUUCAUCCGAUCUCGAUUUUAUUCUAAAACCCCAGAACCUCUUGCCAAAUCUGCGAAGUUUUUUCACAGAUUCAAAAAUUGAAGAUUCGGAAGAAAAAAUAAAAAAUACAUUGAGCAAUGAAGAAAAUGUUCAUCAAGGACAAAAAAAGCGGUGCAAAUGUGCGAAAAAAAAUGAAAAGAAGGAGAGCAGACUUCGAAAUGAUGAUAUUUCUCAAAUCAGUUCAGAACUUAAUCCAGAUUUAGAUUCAGAAAUCACUUUUUUGCCCAAAAAAAUCUCAUUUUUGGAUGAAGUCACUGAUUUGAAAUCUACUACUGCCCCAAAAACUCUUCUGACUCGAAGGGAUAAUAGAGGAGGUGGUCCUAAAUAUCCCGUUUUGAGACGCAGUCAGACAUCGAUGGCUUGGAGACGAACUAAGACAUCACCAAGUCGAAGCCAAGCCGAAGUAUUUUUACUCGGGUAG
Belonocnema kinseyi is the source of this 867-nucleotide messenger RNA. RefSeq lists its product as uncharacterized. Bases 1 to 867 code for a protein of 288 amino acids. The record is from RefSeq and is a predicted model, not a curated record. NCBI's taxonomy places the organism in Eukaryota, Metazoa, Arthropoda, Insecta, Hymenoptera, Cynipidae. The transcript is spliced from 3 exons.